Molecule: messenger RNA, 1002 nt
Organism: Peniophora sp. CBMAI 1063
Lineage: Eukaryota; Fungi; Basidiomycota; Agaricomycetes; Russulales; Peniophoraceae
Source: the annotation of a GenBank genome assembly
AUGGCCGGCUUGAACAUCGACUCCCAUCCGACCCCGGCUUCGUUUGAAGCUCUUCUGAGCGGCGAGCACCCGCCUGGCACUGGUCGUCCCGAGCCCUUCUCUGGCUCGCGCGGUCGCGGUGGGCUCGCGGGCUUCCCAGGCGCCACCUCUCGCGGCGGACGUCGCGGCGGCCCGCCCGGCUUUGGCCCCGGCGCACACGCCGACUUCCUCGCUGGGCGCGGAGAUACCGGUGGCCUAUUCGGUGGUGACGAUGACUUCGACACGGAGGGGUUCCGCGGUGGAUUCGGCGGCGAUCCUCGCGCCGGCUUGGGCUUCGGUGGGCCCGGUAGCUACGGUUUCGGCGGCUUCGGCGGCCCUGGCGCAUUCGGCGGGCACCCUGGUCUUGGAGGACCAGGCGCAUUUGGCGGGCUCGCAGGACAAGGUGGUCUUGGCGGCUUUGGAGGAUUCGGAGGGUGCGGAGGGUUCGGUGGUCAUGGAGGGUUCGGCGGCUUUGGUGGAGCAGGCGGAUUCGGCGACCUUGGUCGCACCUCCUUAGGCUUACCUCCGCGCGGUUUCAGUGGGCCAGGCAGCUUCGCAAAUGGCGGUGCGCCGUGGGCCAACGCGUCCAAGGGCAACGCGAACGGCGUCAACAACGGCCCGCGCUUCGGGCGCGGCAGCUUCGGGAGACCGCCGUUCCCUCGCUUCGACAUUCUCGCGUCUGAGACUCAGUACGUGGUGGAGAUCGAGGUCCCAGGCGUGCGCAAGGAGGACAUCACCGUACGCGUCAACGACGACGAGAAGAGCGUUACUAUCGAAGGCUCGUUCCCCGCCUCCGCUGAGGAUGCGCCGGAGCGCGUGUACGCCGAGCGCCGCAUAGCUCCCGGCGAGAAGUUCACGCGCACGAUCCCGCUUCCGGGGUUCAUCGACAAGAACGGCGUCGUCGCGAAGCUCUCGGACGGUCUUCUGAUCGUCACAGUCACGAAGGUUGAGAAGGUCGAGGGGCAGGCGGUGAACAUCCAGUAG